Messenger RNA from Suillus paluster, 1098 nucleotides. RefSeq lists its product as uncharacterized. NCBI's taxonomy places the organism in Eukaryota, Fungi, Basidiomycota, Agaricomycetes, Boletales, Suillaceae. The transcript has 7 exons. The record is from RefSeq and is a predicted model, not a curated record. Bases 1 to 1098 code for a protein of 365 amino acids.
AUGAACCCUUCUGACACUCUCAGGACUGAUUCUAACAUUUCUCGCACAAAUACUCCUGCAAAAUUUGCCCCUGCAGCCAGUGAUCACCCUGUAGUGCCUACCCAGGUGGAAUAUUUUGAUCUUUUCUGCCCAGCGCAAGCUUAUAGUGUGCGUGAAAAUUCCUGCUUCCUUGAGGGUCCAGGCCAUCCACGGAUGCAUCCUCCCCACGCCAUGUAUUGUGAUUUGGAGUAUCCAUCUCCCCACAUGUACAGCCCGGCCCUUUAUCCUGCUGGACCAUUACCUCCUAGUCCUGAUACCUCUGGACUGGUGCCUCCCACUGUCACAAACAUCCGACCUCCCUCUAUCCUUCCGAUCGCUUUUGCAGAGGCUGUGUCCGAUGAAGAGCUCGAACAACCGUUACUCGCACCUGCUAAGGUGGGUGGUAAGGGAAAAGGCCCCACAAAGCCACAGGCUGACCCUGACAGCAAGCUGGUAGUUGGCGAGGCCCCCAAAAAAGGUUGGAAAGAUGGGGCGACUGGCUACUCUGCUGACGAAGUCAACCAUAUACUUAAGGAGAUUGUCACUUAUAAUCAGUGGGCUUGGCAGAAUCAUAUGAUGGAGCGCUCAUCCAAGGCCAUUCAAGUGAAGUAUGAUAUGAUUUGUCGUAUGGAGAAACCCACAGGAGAUGGCGAGCUGCCUGAAUAUGUGGAACUUGCUCGUCAGAUUGAGGAUUCCAUUACAAGGAAGUCAGGGAUGAUUGCACUUGAUGACUCUGAGUGGGAUGAAGGUGAUAUCAGGAGUGAGAUUGAAGGGAAAGAUGUUCUAGAAGUGUCAAGUGAGUCUGACAAGGGAGUGAGAGGUGCGAAGGAUCGUGACGAGACUUGGCUCUCAUCACUUGUCCAAUUCAAUCAGAUCAACACUCUGCAAGCUGAACUUCGCGAAGUGAGGCAACGCAUUGAAUCGCUCAAUGACCGCCUCAUGCAAGAGUGUUGUCGCGCAGAUUGUGCAGAGAGCCAAGUUGAAAUGCUCAACAAUGGACUCAAAUCACUUGCACUAGCAGUUGACAUUGAUGCUGAGGAUAAGGAUCACCGUGAUCAUGGUCCUGUAGAGCAGUUUUAA